CGCGUGCAUUGACUUGUCGCGGUCGUGCGGAGCGGUCGCAAGAUGAGCCCCGCGCUGGAGGUGCUGGUGUUCCUGGGCACGCUGCUGUACGCCUACGUGGAGGCGCUGGUGAAGCUGCUGCUGCCCGCCAAGAGGAAGACCGUCCGCGGGGAGCUGGUGCUGGUGACGGGCGCUGCCCGCGGGCUGGGCAGGGCCACGGCCCUCGAGUUCGCCCGGCGCCAGAGCCGCCUGGUGCUGUGGGACGUCGAGGCGCACGGCCUCAAAGAGACAGCAGCAGAAUGCGAAGGGCUGGGAGCCACCGUUCACACCUUUGUGGUGGACUGCAGCAAAAGGGCGGAGAUCUACAGCGCUGCCGAGAAGGUGAAAAAGGACAUUGGUGAUAUCUCCAUCCUGGUGAAUAAUGCUGGUGUGAUUGCAGCUGCCGACCUGCUCUCCACCCAGGACCACCAAGUUGAGAAAACAUUUGAAGUCAACAUUCUUGCUCACAUCUGGACAACAAGAGCUUUUCUGCCAACAAUGAUGAACAACAACUACGGUCACAUUGUCACAGUGGCUUCUGCAGCAGGUCAUCUUGUAACUCCUUUCAUGGUGGUUUACUGUUCAAGCAAGUUUGCUGCAGUUGGAUUUCAUAAAGCCCUAACGGAUGAGCUGACUUCACUGGGAAAGGAUGGAAUAAAAACAACGUGUCUCUGUCCAGUUUUUAUAAAUACUGGAUUUGUCAAAAACCCCAGUAUGAGGCUUGGAAAGAUCUUGGAGGUUGAUGAAGUUGUGAAGGCACUGAUGGAAGGAAUAGUGACCAACCAGAAAAUGGUUUUUGUUCCAUCAAAUCAACGUUUUGCUUUACUUCUUGAAAGGUUGCUUCCAGAACGUGCCUUGAAUUAUCUCAAAAAGCUGACUGAUGUUAAGUUUGAUGCAGUUGUUGGGCAUAGAAGCAAUCAGUGAAAAAGAAAUUGUUUCUUAUUUCCCCAUGGAAUGAGUGAAAGCAGAACAUAUGCUGAGUGUAGCACAGCGAUUUGGAUUCAGAGCAGAAUUAAGAUGGGUACUUCUUCCAGGCCACCGCUUCCAUCACACCUUAAUGGUCCAUCCCACACCUGCAGCAGGAACAGAUGUGCAUAACAUGGUGUGUUAGCACAGCAGAGAGGCAGCUCUAGAAGUCAGAAGGACUGUUCUGGAAUGUGCACAACUGCUUACGUGAGUGCAGUGGAAUUGGAGUAUAAAUUAAUGUGGUCCUAUUGAGUAAAAUUAUCUUGUGGGGAGGAAUGAUUAUAGGUGGCCUGCUUCACCUUAAUGAAUCAUUUUAAGUUCAAAAAGCCUUGUACUGCACACAGUUAAAUGCAUUUUUUGUAGUAAGUACCUGAAAUAAUACAGCCUCUUAAUUAACCACUACCUAAAUAUGUUGAUUGUCCAUUAUGCACGAGCUCCACCAGUACAACUUGUACAGAAUAAAAGCAGUUCUCUAA
Messenger RNA from Centrocercus urophasianus (Greater sage-grouse), 1460 nucleotides. Its product is annotated as estradiol 17-beta-dehydrogenase 11-like. Gene Ontology annotation, molecular function: oxidoreductase activity, acting on the CH-OH group of donors, NAD or NADP as acceptor. Gene Ontology annotation, cellular component: lipid droplet. The transcript is spliced from 7 exons. NCBI's taxonomy places the organism in Eukaryota, Metazoa, Chordata, Aves, Galliformes, Phasianidae. The record is from RefSeq and is a predicted model, not a curated record. Bases 43 to 942 code for a protein of 299 amino acids.